AUGGGCGAGCGCGGCGGCAGCGCGGGGGCCGCGGGCCCGGCCGGGGGCGGCGGCGGCCACCGAGCCCCGAGCCCCGCCCGGGGUAACGGGGGGAGCCGCCGGCGGCGGGGGGGACCCCCGAAACCCGAACACCCCUCCGGACAUGGCGACAGCGCCGAGGAGCCCGCCGGGGACUUCAGGUGCCACACGGUGCAGGAGUCUCUGCUGAGCUCGGCCAGCGGUUUCAGCAACUACCGGGGGGUGCUCAACUGGUGCGUGGUCAUGCUGGUUCUGUGCAAUGCGCGGCUCUUCCUGGAGAACCUCAUCAAGUACGGCAUCCUGGUGGAUCCCAUCCAGGUGGUCUCGCUGUUCCUCAAGGACCCCUACAGCUGGCCCAGCCCCUGCCUGGUCAUCGGGGCCAACGUCUUCGCCGUGGCGGGGCUGGAGCUGGAGCGGCGGCUGGCGGCGGGCUCCCUGUCGGAGCGCGCGGGGUCGGCGCUGCGCUGCCUCAACCUCCUGAGCAUCCUCUGCUUCCCGGCGGCCGUGGUGCUGCUGCUGCCCUCCGUCACCCCGGUGGGCGCCGCCUUCGCGCUGGGCAUCCACACCGUGCUCUUCCUCAAGCUCUUCUCCUUCCACGACGUCAACAAGUGGUGCCGCCAGCGCCCCCAAAACGCCCCAAAAACGCCCCAAAAACCGCCCCAGGGGGGUGAGGAAGCCCGCAGAGCCAACGGGGACGUGGCGCACCGAGAGGUGGAGUACCCGGAGAACCUCAGCUACCGCAACCUGUACUAUUUCCUGCUGGCCCCCACCCUCUGCUACGAGCUGAACUUCCCGCGCUCCCCCCGCCUCAGGAAACGCUUCCUGCUGCGCCGCCUCUGCGAGAUGCUUUUCUUCACGCAGCUCCAGGUGGGGCUGAUCCAGCAGUGGAUGGUUCCCACCAUCCAAAAUUCCAUGAAACCUUUUCGGGACAUGGAUUAUUCCCGGAUCAUCGAGCGCCUCCUGAAGCUGGCGGUGCCGAACCACCUGAUCUGGCUGAUUUUCUUCUAUUGGUUCUUCCACUCGUGUCUGAACGCGGGGGCGGAGCUGCUGCGCUUCGGGGACCGCCAGUUCUACCGCGACUGGUGGAAUUCGGAAUCCGUCACCUACUUCUGGCAGAACUGGAACAUCCCCGUGCACAAGUGGUGCCUCAGGCACUUCUACAAGCCGAUGCUGCGGCGGGGGGUGGGGAAGCGCACGGCGCAGGCGGCCGUGUUCCUCGCCUCGGCCUUCUUCCACGAGUACCUGGUGAGCGUCCCCCUGCGGAUGUUCCGGCUCUGGGCCUUCAUGGGCAUGGCGGCGCAGAUCCCGCUGGCCUGGCUGGUGUCGCGGUUCCUGCGGGGGCACUACGGCAACGCGGCCGUGUGGCUGUCCCUGAUCCUGGGCCAGCCCGUGGCCGUGCUCAUGUAUGUGCAUGACUAUUACGUGUUACACUGCAACAACACGGGAUAACACGGGAUAAACCACAGAAACCGGGAUAGACCGGGUUAAAACCGGAAUAACACGGGAUAAACCAGGAAUAAACCGGAUAAACCACACAAACCGGCUCAUGUAUGUACAUGACUAUUACGUGUUGCACUGCAACAACACGGGAUAACACGGGAUAGACCGGGAUAGACCGGGAUAAACCGGAUAAACC
Molecule: messenger RNA, 1654 nt
Organism: Taeniopygia guttata (zebra finch)
Lineage: Eukaryota; Metazoa; Chordata; Aves; Passeriformes; Estrildidae
Source: RefSeq, a predicted model, not a curated record